UCCCUAACCUUGGUUGUGGAAGGAACCGCUCUCCGUUUUCGGUGAUGGUCACGUACUUUGAAUAAAUGAGACAGAUGUGUUAAGUGCAAUAAGAACUGCUAUGAUUAGAGUGUAUAACUAGUGAUGGGGAGGUGUUGUGGAAGGGGGCGCCAGGUGGUAUAUGUACUAAGACAGAAGAUGACGGCAAGUAUGGAGUAUGUUAAAGAACGGAAGGAACAAUGUGGUAAAAAGUAAUGGUUGGAAUCUGGUGAAUAAGAAGGUGGAAAAAAUAAGUGUAAAAAGUAAGUUGUGUGCGGUGAGGCAGGAUAAGUGGAGGGAGGGCGGCCACCAAGAUGCUCCUAGCCAGCUCUGCCUCACACUGGCUGGGGCGCUGAGGACGUGGCACACCUUAUACACCACAUUACCGUACUUGUGAGAUGAAGAGAAAAAGUUUAUAACCUAAAAUUAAAGUUGAAAUAUAUAGUUUAGAAGACGAGGAUCUGAUGAACACCUGAUUAACGACAAGUGAACGAGAGUGUGGAGGAGGAAAGUGUUCAGGACAAGUGUGUGUUGGGAAAGUGGAGUCCAUAGUGGGUAACCAAAAGUGUCAACAUAUUGGAGCGAGAUGGUGUACUGUUAAGAAAGUGAUAGGUAGAGGCAAGUGCCAAGUGUGGGUGGGGGAUGAGGAGAAGGAAGAGGAGGGGGAUUGUGUUCAUAAGUGAGUGUUGGACGGGUGUGUGGUGAGGGCGGUGCAGGAGGCCACAGCCCCCGUCAUGGCUCGGGUGCUCUCCACAAGGUACCGCAACAAGGAGCAACACAGACAGAGAAUAGUGCCCUCAAGAGGAGGGUCUCCGACUCGCCACUGGGCCAAUGGAGGUAUUAACUACAAGGUGGACGACAAGCUCUCUACUCUCUCCAGGUACUGGACCAUUGAUCGAAGCUUGGCCAGGAAGAGAGAGAGAAGUGGCGGCAGCUACACACAGAUUAAGAGAAACUUACGAGAACGAGGACAACUAUUCGAGGAUAAUGAGUUUACCACUACCUCGAGGUCUCUGUUCACCAAUAAGAAACCUCAUCUUGGACCUAUCGUUUGGAUGAGACCACAUGAGAUCUGUGCAAGACCUAAAUUCAUCGCUGACGGAGCGACGAGGUUUGAUGUGGAGCAGGGAGAACUGGGCGACACAUGGCUGGUGCAGGCCGUCUCCACCCUCACCCUCACACCCAAGUUCCUCGACAGAGUGGUGCCUCCUGACCAGGCCUUCGACCACACCUACUGCGGUAUCUUCAGGUUUAGGUUCUGGCACUUCGGGGACUGGGUAGAGGUGAUUAUCGAUGACCGGCUACCCACCUUCAAAGGCCGCCUCGUCUACCUCCAUUCCACCGAUCCUUCUGAGUUUUGGGCGGCGUUGUUGGAGAAGGCGUAUGCUAAGUUGUACGGGAGUUAUGAGGCACUGCAGCAGGGGUUCACGACGAGGGCGCUGCAAGAUCUGACGGGGGGCAUCGUGCAGAGUUUUAGCCUCACCAUGCAAGACAAGUUCCUCACCUACCAGGUUCUCAACUCUGCCGUGCCUCGCUCCACCCUCCUGGUCGCCUCCAUCAACCUGGAGAAGGACACCAAGAGGAACCUGCGACUAAGGAACGGACUGGUGACGCAACAUGCCUACAGCGUCACGGGGCUAGCCAGGGUCAGGAGCAAGCUGGGUGAAACUCCUCUGGUCAGACUGAGGAACCCCUGGGGGCGUGGUGAGUGGAACGGCCCCUGGAGUGAACGGUCGUGGGAGUGGGACUCUCUGUCAGAACGGGACAAAGUGUUGCUCUCCGUCAGGGUGAAGAACGACGGAGAAUUUUGGAUGGCGUUUGAGGACUUCGCUCGUCACUUUACUCACCUGGACCUGGUACACGUUGGGCCAGAUGACUGGAUGAACGAGCCAGCUCUCCACUCUAAGAAACCGUGGCGGGCGGUGCUAGCCAGACGCCGUUGGAGAGCAGGAUAUAACGCCGGCGGAGGUCCUCAUCAUCUUGAGACGACUGCGAUGAAUCCACAGUUCCACGUGCAGAUCCCGCGGGUGGGUGUGUCCAAGUGUCACGUGGUAGUGUCGGUGACUCAGCACUAUCACACCUUCCUCUCGGCUCAAGAUAACAAGAAGCGUUACCAUCUACACCCCAUUGGCUUCGCUGUCUAUGAGAUUCCUCCUAAUGUGACUCGCCUCACCACCGCCUUUGUUAAUGAACACCGGCCAAUGGACGUGACGUCACACAGCAUGGCCAGAGAGACAGUGACGUUCUUCACUCUGCCUCCAGGGGACUACAUGGUGGUCCCUCACACAGCUCACGCCAACUCCGAUGCCAAAUUCCUCCUCCGGAUCCUUACAGACGAACAGAGCAACAUCUGGGAAGUGAACGAAGACAACAUGGUGUUUCGAUCCAUCAGCUUGGAGAGGUUGGACGAUGGUCACAAGUUGCGUGACGGGCGGGUGAUGUUACAGAAGAUGUUGCAGAAGUACCCGCCAGAGCUGGACCCUCAUCUCUUCCACAAGUUCCUCAAGACACACUGGAAACAGUUUCUGGUGGAAAAGCCGAGCCUAGAGUUAGUCAAGAGCCUCAUAAUGUUGCGAGACUUUAAUAUAAGCGGCCGGGUGUCUCUGGUGGAUGUUCCAGGACUCCUUAUUAUGCUUCAGUUUUGGAAGACGGCCUUCCUCAAGUUUGACAGGAGCCACACGGGGAAGACGUCCUCCUACCACCUGCGGCCGGCGCUGUGGGAGGCCGGAGUCACUGUCUCUAACAAGGUGCUCGAGUGUCUGGUGCUCAGGUUCGCCAAAAACCGAGUUCUUACAUCUGAGGCUUUCCUGAUGGCUCUUGUGAGGCUCCACCUGUCACAUGAGCGUUAUCACAGCAUAGACACAAAGAUGAAAGGAAACCCAUUAUCAUUAGAGGAGAUGAUUCUCAUGACGACAUACUCUUGAUACUCUUAACUGUAAUAUAGAAAUUAAAUUAUACUGGACACGGGACAUUAAGUCAGUCAGUUUACCGUGAGGAGGAAGACGUGUGGGGCGGGGGCAGGUCUGGGGGGACGAUCUCCACACCUUCACCAGCGGACAAGAAGAAGCAGGGUAACAGGAGGAUUGUUCGCUGCUGUCACGCUUAUGGAUACGACAUUUAUUUUUACUUCUAAGGAAAUAUGUUGAGGUAUAAAUACUGGGUCACAAACCUCACUGAUAAGCGCGCGGCACAGCUGGAGAACCGGUGACUGACACUUCCGAGUCGUAAUAUUUUCCACUAAGAAUUGCGAGACACUAACAUAUAAACUUUGGUACCAUGAAUUUGUGCAGACCCAGACAAAAAUAUGCUCAACUGUGUAACUCGUAACUCAGUCUGUGAGGAUAACUUUAACUCCUGAGUGAUGUACGAGGGUGUAUAGCGUCGCUUCUUUUAUCUCGGAAACAUCUUGGAAAUUUUGUUUCAUAAAGUAAGGUUGUAUAUAACAUAUAUUGUCUAUAUAGCACAUUGUCUUAUAUGUAAAUAAUAUAUUUCAUUCAUGCCUCAACAAGUAAUUAAAUAUAUUUGUCUCUUAGACGCCUCUAGUAAUGUUGUUAUUGUGUAGUGUGCUUGGUCAGUCCAGGGCUGCGGGCACACUGUUAUGUUCAGCCUGGACCUGCCUACUGCUGGCCGUGUAGGAAGUCCCUGGGCCUAGGGUGGAAGGCCAGAUCGUCAGUACCUGGACAUAAGAGAGUUGAACUGGUCCUGGUCAAUGGGUUCAGCUCUUGGUGUGUGCAGGAACCUGAUCCGUUUCGUUCAACACUCAGUUCAGUUCAGUUCAGUUCAGUACAGUGCAGUACGUCAUAAAUCUAUCCAAGGGAAUCAUUCGCCUUGUAUGAUCGCUCUCAUUGGAUAGCUUUUACCGAUGUUAGACACAUACUAUGGUGUAAUUUAGUAACAACUACAGUACGGUUUUUAGCUUCUGUUACAAGAGUUGAUCAAGUUUGAUCUUACCAUAACUUAUUGUCUAUUGCAGCCCCCCCAAAGCUUUGUUCUUGUUCAUAUCAACAAACUCUUGAAGAAAAAAUAAUCACUCAUACAUGAACCAUAUCUACUGUUUAUCUUAAUGUUAACUACUAAACUACCUCGUUAACAUUAAUCUCCUUUUUGGUAUAUUCCAUAGACUACUUUAUCAUGAGAGGUUAGGUGGUGUAGAGUCAGCACCAUAUUGCGUACUUGUUAACACGACCACUCCCCUCUCUCAAGAACCUCUCAGUACACCUUUGUCUUGAGUUGGUCGCUGGUGCUGCCAUCUCUCCUCCUCUUGUUUAGUGUAAUCAAAAAUACAUUAAUAAGCUUAACCGUUCUACUCUCACUUUUCACCAAAGAUUCUUCAGCAGUACCUUGGUAACGACCCCCAAUAGUACCUUGGUAACGACCCUAACAGUACCUUGGUAACGACCCCAACAGUACCUUGGUAACGAUCCCAACAGUACCUUGGUAAAUACCCCAACAGUACCUUAGUAACGACCCCAACAGUACCUUGGUAACGACCCCAACAGUACCUUGGUAACGACCCCCAACAGUACCUUGGUAACGACCCCCAACAGUACCUUGGUAAAUACCCCAACAGUACCUUGGUAACGACCCCCAACAGUACCUUGGUAACUACCCCAACAGUACCUUGGUAACUACCCCAACAGUACCUUGAUAACGUGACAAGUUUGUUACUGCGUCUUCACACGUAAUUAUCUUGUCCGGGUUUUCACUACAACAUUAUUACAUCUCAGUUCAUGUUGUGAGAGACAGACGCACACACAGGCACUCCUCUCAUUCUCCUUGAAGGGAUCAGGAUAUUCAUGUCAUCUUAGUCCUUUGGAAGUUAUAUAAAUAUCGAGUUUUUAAUUUAUUUGUUUAAUAUAUAUUACAAUUGAUUUCAACCUUUCAUAAAUACAAUAAUGAAUGACACCUUCCCACACCUCCACAUCUUCCCCACACCCAUACACUUCCCCACGUCUUACCACAGUUCCCCACACCCCUAUACACAGACAGACAGACUUAAAACCUUUAGAUUAGACACCCAUCGACCUAACUGGCCAAUAGGGAAGGUUUUACAAGUAUAAUAUAUAUUUUGUGUUAGUUGGUUCAGAAACUGCAAAACGUCAUUAAAUAUUUAUCAGUACAGCUAAAAAUUAAGCACAUUAUUUUAACCGCGUCGUCAAGUAGUGUUCAAUGUACGGUCAUUUUAACUAAGUGUUGAAGCUGGGGUAAAAGUAUAUGAAAAUUCACAUCUUUAUUUUAACAACUUUCGGUACUUAAUGCCAAACAAAGUCUCUCUCUACUUUAUUACUUUACAAUUUAUCACUAUGACAAAUGUUUGGUAAUCAAGUAUUAUUAUUUAAUCAACGCAUUCUUUAACUAAUGACAAACUUAAAGUACAACUCAUGUGGUAGGCUUCUGUAUGUGUGGGUAAAGCUGAGUUGAGUACCACGACUAGCAAACACUUGGUUCCAGUGUGUCGUGGAGCGGCGAGCGUAGGAGGCGGACUAAGACAGUUAAUUAACACUAGCGUCACCUGCCAGUCAAGUUAAUAACAGCUACUUCACCCUCGCAACAUGACGUUUACUAAGGCAGAAUUUCGAGUUCAUUUGUACGUAAAGUCUUAGCUAGAGUAUUAAGCUGCGUUUUUAUGACUCGUGAAACUGGGACAGAUGGUAGUUCUCUUGACGCUAUAUUGAGUCACUUGCUCUGUAGCGAUCACCUACUGUGCUUAUAGAUAUACAAUACCUGUUAUUAUUGUGGGAAUGGAACUUUGUAUCAGGUGUGUGUGUGUGUGUGUGUGUGUGUGUGUUUUGGGUGUAUGAUUAAAAAACAGUAUUGUCUUAUGCAAUAAAAGCCAAAUUGUAUUACUAAUUAUAAUCUCUUAAGUUUUCCGUAAAAGCUUAUGAAGUUUCCAUCAUAUAUUCUGUAUGACAAGGAACGUGUGAUCUGGAGAGCCAUUAUAAACUCUGACCUCACCUCACUCUUGGUCUUUAUAAACUCUGACCUCAUCUCACUCUUUGGUCUUUAUAAACUCUGACUUCACCUCACUCUUUGGUCUUUAUAAACUCUGACCUCACCUCACUCUUUGGUCUUUAUAAACUCUGACCUCACUUCACUCUUUGGUCUUUAUAAACUCUGACCUCACCUCACUCUCUGGUCUUUAUAAACUCUGACCUCACCUCACUCUCUGGUCUUUUGUUCAUACAGCCUUAGUCUUAAUCUUCUUUGUGAUGUAGACAAAGUGCAGCACAAAUAUGUGAACGACUCUUUUUAACUGUAAUAUGUACUGUUUGUAAUGAAGCUUAAGCUGCAGAAGAAAGCUUUAACAUAGAGGUGUCAAACCAAAGAAAAAGAGUAAUAUAUAAUUAUAUAUCUAUAUUGUGUGUAAAUCGUUCUUCUCUCGCCUUUAUCUGUACAGGUAAAAUAUGUACAUACUUUUGGACCGGUGUAAACAACAUGUAAAUAAAUAUUUAUCCUGGAUAA
Molecule: messenger RNA, 6480 nt
Organism: Homarus americanus (American lobster)
Lineage: Eukaryota; Metazoa; Arthropoda; Malacostraca; Decapoda; Nephropidae
Product: calpain-9-like
Exons: 18
Coding region: 753-2942 (729 amino acids)
Biological process (GO): proteolysis
Cellular component (GO): cytoplasm
Molecular function (GO): calcium-dependent cysteine-type endopeptidase activity
Source: RefSeq, a predicted model, not a curated record